AAUUUCGGUGGUGGCGCUUUAACAGCAAGCAUUCAAGAUGGCGGCAGACAGAGCAGCGUUCAGCAACCCUGAGACUCCUGAAUAUGUUGGUUUUGCCAACCUACCAAAUCAGGUACACAGGAAGUCUGUCAAGAAAGGCUUUGAGUUCACUCUUAUGGUAGUAGGUGAAUCUGGUCUUGGCAAGUCUACACUGAUCAACAGCCUAUUCCUUACAGAUCUCUACCCUGAGAGACACAUUCCUAGUGCUGCAGAGAAGAUUGAUAAAACUGUGAGUAUCGAUGCGUCAACAGUAGAGAUUGAAGAGAGAGGAGUCAAGCUUCGUUUGACUGUAGUAGAUACACCAGGCUAUGGUGAUGCCAUCAAUAACAAUGACUGUUUUGAUCCUAUUCUAAAAUACAUUGAUGACCAGUAUGAACGUUACCUCAAUGAUGAGAGCGGUCUCAACAGAAGAAACAUUGUAGAUAACAGAGUCCAUUGCUGCUUCUAUUUCAUCUCACCUACUGGUCAUGGGUUGAAACCACUCGAUGUUCAAUUCAUCCAAGCUCUUCACAACAAAGUCAACAUUGUGCCUGUCAUAGCCAAGUCUGACACACUCACCAAGCGAGAACUUCUCAAGCUCAAACAUAAGGUACUUGAUGAGAUCCAUGACAACGGUAUCAAGAUCUACCACAUGCCAGAUUCAGAUUCAGACGAAGAUGAGGAUUUCAAAGAACACAACAAACAGCUCAAGGCUAGUGUACCAUUUGCUGUAUGUGGAUCGAGUCAGCUGAUUGAGGUCAAAGGAAGGAAGGUCAGAGGUCGUUUGUACCCAUGGGGUGUAGUUGAAGUUGAGAAUCCUGACCAUUGUGACUUUAUCAAACUGAGGAGUAUGCUUAUAGCAUACAUGGAGGAUCUAAAAGACGUUACCCAUGAGGUACACUACGAAGCCUUCAGAUCUGAGAAACUAGCCAAGUCAGGUGGUAGUGCUGCUAAGAAACCAGCUUCCAGUAGGAGAGCAGGAUCAACAUCAGAAGAACCUACGAGUGAGAAGGAUCGUAUGCUCUUGGAGAAAGAAGCAGAGCUACGUCGCAUGCAAGAGAUGUUGGCUCAGAUGCAGAAGCAGAUGCAGCAACAGGCUCAAACAGGAAGCCUCCAUUCUGAAGAAGUUUAGAAGAGAGAGAUAGAUGUACAAACAAUCAUGUAUUAUGAAAUCAUCUACUGCUGGAAUACUAUUGGGACCACCAUUGCUGUUACCAGAACCUUUACCACUUCCUGUUCCUCCGUCAUCAUUACUGGUCAAGAAGAUCAGCCAUCUGGAAAGAACUGAUACACUGUUGGUGUUGGUGUUAAGAACAUGAAUCAGGUUGUUGCGCUGAAGCUUUAACACCAGCUGUUGAUGUAGAAAACAAUACCUAUAGUAAUAAUGAUUGCUCAACUCCUACAUUAGCCCAAUUGUUUUGUGUUGCUGGUGUUUAUGUUAUAACACCAUCACCAGCCAUCAACACCAAACUUGAUAUUACCUUAAAUCUAACAGUAAAAUAUGUGUCAUAAAACAUCUACAGUUGGUGAACCCACAACAGGAAGUUUUUUAUUUUUAAUGAUCAAAAUAUUGGUGCUGUUACAAAGGUAAUGCCUGCAAGACCUGCCUGGAUGCAUACGAGAUACAUGCAAUGUUCAUUAUUGAUUUUAACUUACCGAAAGUUGCACCAAUUGUACAAUUCAUUGUAUCUUUUAUGUUACGGGGUCUUUAAGGGUCUAUGUGUAUAGUGAGUUAGAAAAUUUAGUUGAGUUUAUAGAAGUAUUUCAUAUGAAUGGAAAUAAAGAGAAUACAGUAAUGCCACCCUUCUUUAGACUAAUAAUGUUGAUAUUGACUACUACUCAUCUAAAUCCUUUGUCUAAUGUUAGCCCCGCGUGUAGACUAUAGAGUACAUAGAAGUGCCACAUGAAUACUCCACAGGGAGUAGCGAAUGUACAGACAUGGCUGGCAAACCCGGAAUCUGACAAUUAGGGAUUGCAUAACACAUUGAAUCAUUGUAUAUGUUGCAGAAUAUCAUUAUGUUAUUAUUUUGAGCAUUAUCAACUAGUGUCCAUCUAAGGUUUGAGGAAA
Messenger RNA from Lytechinus variegatus (green sea urchin), 2086 nucleotides. RefSeq names its product septin-2B-like. Bases 38 to 1150 code for a protein of 370 amino acids. Gene Ontology annotation, molecular function: molecular adaptor activity; GTPase activity; GTP binding. Gene Ontology annotation, biological process: cell division; regulation of exocytosis; cytoskeleton-dependent cytokinesis. The record is from RefSeq and is a predicted model, not a curated record. Gene Ontology annotation, cellular component: synaptic vesicle; microtubule cytoskeleton; septin complex. The transcript is spliced from 14 exons. Lineage: Eukaryota; Metazoa; Echinodermata; Echinoidea; Temnopleuroida; Toxopneustidae.